Gadus morhua (Atlantic cod) is the source of this 3152-nucleotide messenger RNA. It is a transcript of the gene men1, whose product is annotated as multiple endocrine neoplasia I. Bases 314 to 2203 code for a protein of 629 amino acids. The transcript has 10 exons. NCBI's taxonomy places the organism in Eukaryota, Metazoa, Chordata, Actinopteri, Gadiformes, Gadidae. Gene Ontology annotation, cellular component: histone methyltransferase complex; nucleus; chromatin. Gene Ontology annotation, biological process: negative regulation of cell cycle; regulation of transcription by RNA polymerase II; negative regulation of cell population proliferation. Gene Ontology annotation, molecular function: chromatin binding; transcription cis-regulatory region binding; Y-form DNA binding. The record is from RefSeq and is a predicted model, not a curated record.
GUGGAUGGGACUGGGGCGUUUCAACAUGGGCGUCUCAGUUGCUGUGAGAUCUGGCACGACAAGGCUUACGUAUGCGAAGCGGUCCACGGUCUUCUUCGAACAGCCCGAACUGAGCGGCAAAAGGACAGACACAAACAAAAACAUGUGGCUGCGGCUGUAAAGCAAGUGCGUUUGUAAUGACCGGCAAAAGGUUGGAUUUGUAUGCCCUCUCCGGUGAAUGAACAACGAUUUGGUAGCAACGAAGCUCCUCAAAAUUUCUAAGUACGGCAGGUGAUAAAGAUCAAGUACACCCGAGUGAUUGGACGAGGAUAAUAUGGGGCUUCAUUCGGCCCAGAAAAAACACUUCCCAUUGCGGGGGAUCGACGGAGUGUUCCAGCUGUUUGAGACCGAGCUCCGGAAGCCUGAGCCUGACCUGGCCCUUCUGUCCCUUGUGCUUGGCUUUGUGGAGCACUUCCUGGCGGUGAACCGGGUCAUCCCCAUCAACGUGCCCGGGGUCCAGUUCGAGCCCCUCGAGCCGGACUGCCCGAACUCUUGCUUCCCGACGGUGGAGCUGGGCAUGAUCUCGGCGCUGCACGAGCGCUUCACGGCCCAGAUCCGCGGCGCGGUGGACCUCUCUCAGUACCGGCACCCGGCCGGGGGCUCCAGCCGGGAGCUGGUGAAGAAGGUGUCGGACGUCAUCUGGAACAGUCUGAGUCGCUCCUACUUCAAGGACCGCGCCCAUAUCCAGUCUCUUUUUAGCCUCAUCACUGGAACCAAGCUGGACAGCUCCGGCGUGGCGUUUGCGGUGGUGGCGGCCUGCCAGGUACUGGGGCUGCGGGACGUGCACCUCGGGCUGUCGGAGGACCACGCCUGGGUGAUCUUCGGGAAGAACGGGGAGGAGACCGCCGAAGUCACCUGGCACGGCAAGGGCAACGAGGACCGACGCGGUCAAACCAUCACCACCGGAGUCAACGAAAAGAGCUGGCUUUACCUCAAAGGCUCGUACAUGAAGUGUAACCGAAACAUGGAGGUGGCCUUCAUGGUGUGUGCCAUCAACCCUUCGCUGGACCUGCACACGGACAGCUCUGAGCUAUUGCAGCUCCAGCAGAAACUCCUGUGGUUGCUCUAUGACCGAGGAGACCUGGAAAGAUACCCCAUGGCCAUGGGAACCCUGGCUGAUCUGGAGGACCAGGAACCCAUCCCCGGCAAGGAGAGCCCCAUCAAGAUCCACCUCAAGGCGGUGGGUUCGGCUCAGAAGUACUACAACAACGAGCACAUCUACCCCUUCAUGUACCUGGCGGGCUUCCACUACAGGCACCGCAACGUGCGCGACGCGCUCGGGGCCUGGGCCGAGGCUGCGCAGGUCAUGCAAGAAUACAACUACUUCCGCGAGGACGAGGAGAUCUACAAGGAGUUCUUCGACAUCGCCAACGACGUCAUCCCCACCCUGCUGAAGGAGACGGCCACCGAGAGCACCGGGGAGGAGGGAGAGGAAUCGGACAAGGACCAACCCCGCCAAGCCGCCGUGUUCUCGGCCCUGCAGGACGCCGAGUGCUUCGCCCACCUGCUGCGCUUCUACGACGGCAUCUGUAAGUGGGAGGAGGGCAGCCCCACGCCCGUGCUCCAUGUGGGAUGGGCCACCUACCUGGUGCAGUCGCUCAGCCGCUUCGACUCACAGAUCCGCCAGAAGGUGUCCAUCAUCACCAAGGAGCCCGAUUCCCAGGACGAGGACGACCAGUCCAGUGACGACCCCCGGGAGGGCCGGCGGCGGGGGCCCCGUCGCGAGUCCCGCCUGGAGGAGCAGCAGCAGGGCCUCCCCUCCCUGCCUUCCUCGGGGGCCGCGUCCCCGCCGGGCCCCCUGCCCUCCGCCCCGCCCAAGAAGGCGGCGGAGGUCGGGGGCCGGCGGCGAUCGUCCCACCAGGGGGCCCCCCGUGCGGUGGACGCGGAGGGCAAGGCCAAAUCGCCCCGCAGCCCGUCGUCGUCUAACCCCUCGUCGCCGCCCCCCUCGGCCCAGCCACAAGGGUCCCUGGGGGGCCCCGUGGUGGUCUUCCAGAGCGAGAAGAUGAAGGGCAUGAAGGGGCUCCUGUGCGCGGCGAAGGUCAACUCCAGUGCCAUCAAGCUGCAGCUCACGGCCCAGUCGCAGGUCCAGAUGAAGAGGCAGAAGAGCACCCCCGCCGGGGACUACUCCAUGUCCUUCCUGAAGCGCCAGCGCAAGUCCCUCUGAACGGGGGAGCCUCAAAACGGGUCCCUCUGAACGGGGGAGCCUCAAAACGGGUCCCUCUGAUGGGGGGAGCCUCAAAACGGGUCCCUCUGAACGGGGGAGCCUCAAAACGGGUCCCUCUGAUGGGGGGAGCCUCUGAACGGGUGAGCCUCAAAACGGGUCCCUCUGAGCGGGGGAGCCUCAAAACGGGUCCCUCUGAACGGGGGAGCCUCAAAACAGUUCCCUCUGAACGGGGGAGUCUCAAAACAAGUCUCUCUGAAAGGGGAAGGGCGGGGGAGAUUCUGCUGUACUGUGAAAGCCAAAUGAUGACACGCUAGUGGAUUCCUCCAAGUUUGGUCUUUUUAUUUUAUUUUGUUGGUUUGUGAACGUUUUUUGAGCUGUGUUUUCACACAAGGGUUCGAUUCUGCUGUUUCUGCGGCCGAAUAUCUUUCUCUCCCACACACACUUGAGGUCAGUCAGUGUGCGGUGUGUGCGUGUCGAAGCCGUGCCCUCACUAACUCUACAGGCUGUGGUUCAGUUUGAAAUGUGGAAGUCCGGUCGAAUAGAGAUUUUUUGAUAACCAUCCACUUCGUCAGUAGUUCAGUACACAUCUUAGUGUGAAUAUCACCUUUUACAACCCUAGAUCAUGUUAUUUUUUUUCAUUAACACCAGUUUGAGUGAAACUUGUUGAAACUUAAUUAGGAUAGUUACCAUGUAACAUUGUCCAACUCUGCUCUAUUGUCAGCUUAUCUCGCUAGCUAUAUGUUGCCUUACUUUGCCUUUUUUUGUUCCUCCAAUGUAGGUGGCCUUUAGCUUUGAGAGUAGCUGAUGUAGACCUAUUUCUAAUGAUUAGAGAAGGAAGACCAGGCACUGUUUCAAAGGGAAUCACUUUAGGUGGGCCCCUUCUAAGUUACAAUUGCUCAAUGAACUUGUGUUUUUAAAUCGACAAGUAAUAAAAUAUUAAAACGAGAAA